ACGGAUCUGUGGGUGGCGCCGCGACGCUCCCUUAUUUGACUUUUGUUUUUCAGUUGGGUUCCGCGACUCGGAGGCAUUUUGUGUGGUGUGACUUGACAGCAUGAACUUCACCCCGACACGUACUCCUGUCUACACAAAUGAUCGCACCAGGUGGCAGGGAAUGGCGGACUCAGUGGAGUCAACUCCCUUGCCUUCUGUCCAAGAUCGUCUGGCUGUCCUCUGCCCAUCUCAGGAGCUUCUGGCGUAUUAUCAAAAGAAGAUGGCUGAGUGUGAGACAGAAAAUGAGGACCUACUGAAGAAACUGGAGCUCUACAGGGAAGCUUGUGAAGGACAGCAUAAACUGGAAUGGGAUUUGCAGCAGAGGGAGGAAGAGAUUGCUGAAUUGCAGAAAGCGCUGAGUGACAUGCAGUUGUGCCUCUACCAAGAGCGGGAACAUGUUUUACGCCUCUAUUCAGAAAAUGAUCGGCUGAGAAUCAGGGAGCUAGAAGACAAGAAAAAGAUUCAGAAUCUCUUGGCUCUUGUGGGAACAGACACUGGAGAAGUGACCUAUUUUUAUAAGGAGCCUCCCCACAAAGUCAGCAUUUUCCAAAAGACCAUCCAGACUGUAGGUGUGGGUGAGCAGAAUGGAUCUUCAGCUUCCACUGCAGAUCCUAAAGUAAACAAAAAGAGACCAGCAGUGAGGGAGAAAGAAGAAAGUUCUGAGCAGAACCACAGAGACUUGCAGACACUCACGCUGCAGGUGGAAGCCCUGCAGGCUCAGCUGGAAGAGCAGACCAAGCUUUCUAAAGACCAAGUGGAAGGGCUCAUGGAGGACAGACGGAUCCGCACCGAGGAAAUCCAGCUUCAGCACCAGAGAAAUCAGGACCGAAUCAAAGAGUUAACCCAGAAUCUGCAUCAGACCCACGAGCUGCUCUAUGAGAGCACUAAAGACUUUCUGCAACUCAGGUUUGAAAACCAGAGUAAAGAGAAGGAGUGGAUGCUCGAAAAGGACCGUUUGCUGUCAAAGAUUAAAGAAUACAGGGCACAGUGUAAGAAGAAAGAAGAUAAAGUUGGAAAAGUCCUGCCGGUUUUCCAUGACGGUCAUCAUCCUCAGAAUGAAUAUAUUAAGUCCCUAAAGGAUAAGUUAGCACAAGAGCAGAAGCUGUCCACCAUGUACCAAGAGCAGUGCAUCUCCCUGGAGGAAGAGCUGGCCCGGCUCCGUGAGGAGGAGGGAGUGAGGAUGGAGAUCUUCAAGGAUCGCACCAACAAGAUGGGGAAGCGGUUACAGGUGAUGACGAGGCGUUACGAGGCCCUGGAGCAUCGACGGGUCUUGGAAGUUGAAGGCUUCAAGACAGACAUUAAGGCACUCCGACAGAGACUCAAAGAUCUGGAGCAAAUGCUGUAUAAGGCAACAGUGAACGCCCGAGCAAACCAGGAUCUUGCCAUUCUGUGCGAAGUGCGUAACAGCAAUAGACGGGCCCACAAGUUGCAAGGGGAGCUGAAGAGCCUCAAGUCCAAGGUGUUUGGCCUGGAGAAUGAGCUGAGACUCUGCUGAUGACCCCGGAUGGGGAAAGGAAACACCGGAUCCUCGCAGAGUGUAGACUUGGAGUUCCGGCAGCUGCUGUUACAGAGACUGGGUGAAGAGUCAAGGGCCUUUCCUCGCAGCCUGAGCACCAUGCAUGCUUUCCACUUGCAGUUAACUGGCCUGAGGGGUCUGGAUUAUAACUUGAAUCACUGGAGAUUUUCCAAGUUUCUGGUUUUGUUUGUUUGUUUUUAAGAUGAUGAUGAAAACUCAGGAAGAGGGUAUUUUUGUCAGGAACUUGACUGAAAGUCUCAGGGAGGAACAAAAUCAAGGCAACCCCCUCGGGUUGCAUUUCCCAUAGGCAAAAGGAAAAAAAAUGCAGCGAAUCACCACUUGUCGAAUUUGGAUGGUCACUGGUAAUUCCGGCUGUAACUGUCCAGGCGCUUCCUUAACAGGCAUGCCAAUCACAGAGUGUCACCAGAGGGCACUAGAGACCCUUCUCUAGAGGAAAAUGUUGCUCUGAAAAAUUAAAGGUAACACAGUGAGUGAAAUUAAAGUGAUCUUUGUAAGAAGAGUCUCACAUUUUAUGGGUAACAUGAUUGCUUAUUUUUAAAAGUAUGUAUUUUAAAAUAAACUUUUCAAUAA
Messenger RNA from Ochotona curzoniae (black-lipped pika), 2146 nucleotides. It is a transcript of the gene CCDC77, whose product is annotated as coiled-coil domain containing 77. Gene Ontology annotation, cellular component: centrosome. Lineage: Eukaryota; Metazoa; Chordata; Mammalia; Lagomorpha; Ochotonidae. Bases 101 to 1534 code for a protein of 477 amino acids. The transcript has 12 exons. The record is from RefSeq and is a predicted model, not a curated record.